This is a messenger RNA of Emiliania huxleyi CCMP1516, 840 nucleotides long. RefSeq lists its product as hypothetical. Lineage: Eukaryota; Haptophyta; Isochrysidales; Noelaerhabdaceae. The record is from RefSeq and is a predicted model, not a curated record. Gene Ontology annotation, cellular component: Golgi apparatus. Bases 1 to 840 code for a protein of 279 amino acids. The transcript has a single exon. Gene Ontology annotation, molecular function: glycosyltransferase activity.
AUGGCAAACUUCGCAAUGCGCGAGGCGCUGCUUGCGUGGGUGCAGAGAGUGAAAGAUUUAGGAGAGAAGCGGUACGUGGUCUUGGCGAGUGAUCCGGCGACACUGGACGUGUGCCGCGAGAACGCGCUUCCUUGUGCGUAUGAUAGCCACUUGCAGCUCCAACCAGGCGAGCUGCGGUACGGCAUGACGCCCGAAUUCCUCGCGAUGGGUAAGGUGCGCUUCGGCUACACGCUCCGGCUCCUCCAGCUGGGUCAUGACGUGCUAUUUUCGGAGCUCGAUGUGCUUUGGGUGGCGCAUCCGAUUGCUCACGCAGCGGACCCCAGGUCUUCCCGCAUCAACACUAGCGAGAAUUACGACCUGCAGAUCCAGCCGAACGCACAUCUGGAGGAUCCCAUCCUCAGAGGGCAAGAGCUCAACGUCGGCUUCUUCUUCGUGCGCAGUACCGCCGCCGCGAUAUUGCUCAUGCGAGAAACUCUGCGGACUAUGGCUGAAGCAGCGGGGGCAGCGUCGUGGGAACAGACUGUCUUCUCGCAGACGGCGUGGCGCCUCGCCGGCCCGUGGAGCGAAGACGAUCACACGCAUGGGCGCCUUACUCAUGCGCCACUGACGUUGGCGAAAUCGGCUCCGCUGCGGCUGCACCUGCUCUCGAUAUGGCAUUUCCCAACGGGCGGAUGGAAGCAAACACCAAUUGUUCCAGUGUCCGCCUACAGACGGAAUGGCACUCGGCCCACCGUGGUGCAUUGUACUGGUCGUACUGGCAUCGUGCCGAAACGCAAGUGCAUGGACCGUUGGCGCCUUGCCACGCGAGGAAUGUUCCCAGGUAGCCUCCACACCACCUGA